CGUUCAAAGCCAGAACAGUUGUUUUGUACUUGGCAGUGUGAAUCCGUGCAUCUUCCUGUUCCACCUUUCGGUAAUUGUUUCGAGGAAUUUUAUUCAAAUCGUUACAAAAUCGUUUGACUACUGGAAUACAUUAUCGGACUAAAUUGCAGAUUUUGCUUCAGGCUAAAAAAGAAAGGUGUCGCUGUUGACCACGUCUAAAACUUCAAACUGUGUGUCAGUGCGCCCACGUGAUGGGGAAGAGCCUGCGUCUCAAGGCCAUUUUCAAAUUUCAUUGGUGAGAGUGUCAUGUGGUUGCAGAGAGACUCUCUGGGUUAUACAGGGAUUGUUUUGCUAGAUAUGUCAGCUUACAGAGGACACUUCUCUGCUUCUUAAAAACAAAUUACUCUCCAAAAUGUCCUUUCCCAACAGCUCUCCUGCUGCAAACACGUUUUUGGUAGAUUCCUUGAUUGGGGCGUGCAGAACAGAUUUUUAUUCCAGCAGUAACAUGUACAUGCCAGCCACUGCAGAAAUGGGAACCUAUGGAAUGCAAACCUGUGGACUCCUGCCGUCUCUUGGCAAACGGGGGGAAGUAAACCACCAAAACAUGGGCAUGAACGUCCACUCGUACAUACCUCAAACUGAUAACUGGGCAGAUCCAAGCAGGUCCUGCCGAUUAGAGCAACCGCUCAACCAGAUGUCCACCUGCACAUUUUCACAAAGCAUAAAAGAAGAAACUAACUGUUGUAUGUACUCCGACAAGAGAGCAAAGGUCAGUUCGUCCGAGAUACCCGCGUACUCCAACCUGAUUCCCGAGACAUGUUCCGUUGACAGUCCAGAGAUUCCGGUCCCUGGCUAUUUUAGACUAAGUCAAACUUAUGCGACGGCGAAAAACCCGGACUAUGACAACGAGACGAUGAGCCCGAGCGCUACGUUAAUGCAGCUGAACAGAGUGACUCCAAAGUCGCAGUCAACGCCCUUUGUCGAGGUGGAAAAGAAGCUUCCGCACGAUCGGGACACAAGGAGCUCUUCCCCGGCGCAGAGUCCAGAGCCCAAAGGCAGCACGCUGGAGGAGAAGAAUUGCUCAACUGAGGCGUCUGUCUCCAGCCCUGAAUUGCCACACAGAGAAGGCAAAGAAUCUAAAAACGACACACCGACGAGCAACUGGUUAACGGCGAAGAGUGGAAGGAAAAAACGAUGUCCAUACACAAAACACCAGACCUUGGAAUUAGAAAAAGAGUUUUUAUUCAACAUGUACCUGACUCGGGAGCGCCGUCUAGAGAUAAGCAAAAGCGUCAACCUAACUGACAGACAAGUGAAAAUCUGGUUCCAAAACCGCAGGAUGAAACUUAAGAAGAUGAGUCGAGAAAAUCGUAUUCGUGAACUCACAUCCAAUCUCACUUUUUCGUGAGCAUGCAAGCAAGUGCAUUUCAAAAACUUACCUCCCCGUUUCGGUCCAUCUGUGUUCACCUGUAUAAUGUUGACAUGAGGGCAGUGUGCAUUGUUUUGGCUACUUUCACGUUCCAAUGUUGUGAUCGUUGCUAAAUCCUUGUCAUUUGUUGCUACAUCUUUGAUUGCAUUUGAAAUGUGAAGCCUUGUGAAUUUCAAUAUGUUUCACAGGGUAUGAAAGUGGUGUUAGGUCUUAACUUAAAAAUAAGAUAGAAACAGGCUGUUCCGAGCGAUUUCAUUUCAGCGGGGACAGAGCAAAAAUGUCGCAGAAACAUUUGCGCCAAAAAAGGACAUGAAAGCACAUUUGAAAAUAAAAGUUACUCAUUCUUUCUCCACUGAAAACGUACAUUUAUCUGAAAUAAUUACGUAUAAAGGUUUCUGUAUAAUAGAUGUUUAAAUAUGUCUGUAUCAGUGCAUGUU
Messenger RNA from Labeo rohita (rohu), 1845 nucleotides. It is a transcript of the gene hoxd10a, whose product is annotated as homeobox D10a. Gene Ontology annotation, cellular component: nucleus. The transcript has 3 exons. Gene Ontology annotation, molecular function: RNA polymerase II cis-regulatory region sequence-specific DNA binding; DNA-binding transcription factor activity, RNA polymerase II-specific. Bases 392 to 1387 code for a protein of 331 amino acids. The record is from RefSeq and is a predicted model, not a curated record. Lineage: Eukaryota; Metazoa; Chordata; Actinopteri; Cypriniformes; Cyprinidae. Gene Ontology annotation, biological process: regulation of transcription by RNA polymerase II.